Cuscuta epithymum is the source of this 1188-nucleotide messenger RNA. The record is from the annotation of a GenBank genome assembly. Lineage: Eukaryota; Viridiplantae; Streptophyta; Magnoliopsida; Solanales; Convolvulaceae.
GGUAAACUGCGCUGCAAUCGAUUCACAGCAGUUCUCUAACGUACGCACCACCUUCUCCAAAUUGGAUGCGCCUCCCCCACCGAAAGAGAACCACAAUACCCACCAUUUCCGCCCCACCGGGAACCCAUUCCAACUUCAUCCUCACUAACAUGCGCCAUCAGCUUCUCUCCUCCAUAGCCAUGGCAACUUCCUCUUCAAUCUCUCUCUCUAAACCCCUUAGAAAACCCUCACACUCUGUCCGCGCAAACCCUAAUGUAAACUCUUCAAACAAUUGCCCCUCAUCCGCCCUCCACCUCCCUUGCAAGCACUCUCCUUCCGCCACUCUUGACAUUCUAAUCCUCAUUCUUGUCCUCUUCUCCGGAGCAUUCUUGAUCUCCUCCUACUUCUCCUAUAUCUCCCAUUCCAUCUCCCUCCUUGCCCCUUCAUUCUCCCUCUCCGCCCUUCUUUCCCAUCUCAGUUCCGUCGACAUACACAUCCAUUACGUCCUCUUCAGCUUCUUCUUGGUCUUCUUUCUCGCGGCUGUGAUUGCUUUCGAGAUCUGCUGCGGCAACCGAUCCCGGAAAUGCGGCAAAUCUGGCUGCCAGGGACUUCGGAAAGCGAUGGAGUUUGACUUGCAGGUCCAGGACGAGGAGUGUUUGAAAUCGGGGGAUGGGAGUAAGGCUGUAAGAGAGAUCGAUGAGCUGCCUUGGAAAGGUGGCACCGAGACCAACCUGGAUUACGAGUGUCUCCGUGCCGAGCUGAGAAAGAUGGCGCCGCCAAAUGGACGGGCUGUACUACUUUUCCGGGCUAAAUGUGGAUGCGCUAUUGCCAAGCUCGAAGGUUGGGGUCCCAAGCGUGGGCGUCGCCACAAGAAGAGCCUUGCUGUUAGCGGUAAAGAUCAUCGCUAGCUGCGGACUGCCAUAGAUGGAUGCAUCUCUUCUUGGAAGUUGUCGUUGCCUUGUAAUUGUAGAACUCAUACACCUUGUUGUUUCUCUAGGGUGGGGAAGGGCUUCUCCUCCUCCUCCUCCUCCUAAUAUGGUGCUUUUCAUCUUCUAACUCUACCUAAUGAUAACUCCAAAAGUUUAAAAAAUAUACCCCUGUGACCCAGUCAGAGUAUACUCAUCAUCAUGAUUCUUAAACCUUUUUCCAUUUUAUAUUCUGAUUUUUUUUGACGCAAUAUCUUGAAAUAUAUUUGAAAAUUACAUGGCC